Molecule: messenger RNA, 388 nt
Organism: Rhincodon typus (whale shark)
Lineage: Eukaryota; Metazoa; Chordata; Chondrichthyes; Orectolobiformes; Rhincodontidae
Product: phosphatidylinositol 4-phosphate 3-kinase C2 domain-containing subunit beta-like
Exons: 3
Source: RefSeq, a predicted model, not a curated record
GCUUCGAAGCAGCUACACCUGUGACGGGGCAAAAAACCUGGGAUUAAUCUGGAGUCCAGUCGUCAUCAGGAAUGACCAACACGGAGAUGGCAUCAGUGUGAAAGUUACCGUAUCUGCCAGCAGUCUGUCAGAGCCACUUACAUUCACAUGUGAUGGGGGCUCCACAGUAGAUCUAGUCAUUUAUCAGACUCUCUGUUACAUCUAUGACAACCUCCGUGGCAUAAACGUUGACAACUUUGUCUUGAAGAUAUGUGGACUGGAAGAAUUUCUACAGAAUAAACACACAAUCGGGAGUCACAAAUAUGUUCAGUUUUGCCGUAAGUUUGACGUGGAUAUUAAACUCUACCUGAUGGAGCUGAAGGCAGUUCGCAAGGACUUGAUGCGCACG